Drepanopeziza brunnea f. sp. 'multigermtubi' MB_m1 is the source of this 1176-nucleotide messenger RNA. RefSeq lists its product as uncharacterized. Gene Ontology annotation, molecular function: rRNA small subunit aminocarboxypropyltransferase activity. NCBI's taxonomy places the organism in Eukaryota, Fungi, Ascomycota, Leotiomycetes, Helotiales, Drepanopezizaceae. The record is from RefSeq and is a predicted model, not a curated record. Gene Ontology annotation, biological process: maturation of SSU-rRNA.
AUGGUACGACACAAAAAGGAUGGCUUCUCGGCGCGAGGCGGCAAGAAAUACAGCAAUGCACCUCGACGACAAGGCCCCAGCCGCGACGGCGACGACGACGGACAUCCCGCAUCGCGCCCCUCAUUCAAAGCAGCAUGUUGGGAUUUGGGCCAUUGCGACCCCAAGCGCUGCUCGGGCAAGAAGUUGAUGAGGCAAGGGCUCAUGCGCGAGCUUCACGUUGGCCAGAAACACUCCGGCGUCAUCAUUAGUCCGAAUGCAAAGCAGACCAUCUCCCCCGCCGAUCGAGAGUUGAUGGAUACAUACGGCGCUGCAGUGGUCGAGUGUUCGUGGGCGAGGAUCAAGGAGGUGCCGUGGCCCAAGAUUGGAGGGAAGUGCGAGAGGUUACUGCCGUACUUGGUGGCUGCGAAUAGUGUCAACUAUGGGAAGCCGUGGAGACUGAACUGCGUAGAGGCGUUGGCAGCGGCAUUCUACAUCUGCGGACACCCCGACUGGGCUGAGCAGAUCCUGGCACCAUUCUCGUAUGGAGAGGCAUUCCUGGAGAUCAACUCAUCUAUUUUGAAGCGAUAUGCGGCGUGCAAGGACGAGGCGGAGAUCAAGAAGGCUGAGGAGCAUUGGAUGACGAGACUAGAGAAAGAGUAUGCGGAUAGUAGAGGUAACGGGGAGGAUGGGACCGAGACAGAUAUGUGGGCGGGUGGAAACUCGAAUCAUCGCGCACCAGUCAGUUCUGAGGACGAGGACGAAGAUGACGAGGACAAGGAUAUGGAAGAGAGUCGGGACGAGGUCGACGGUAUCUACCUGGGCAAGAAACCAGAGAAAAUUGAGCCUGCGGAACCAGAAACAGAAAGAGACCCCUUCGAAAUUUCAGACGACUCGAACGAGGAGGAGGAGAUGGCCGAGUUGAGACGUAAAGUCCUCGCUGCGAAACCAUUUUCGAAUCCCCAGGACACACAAAAGAAGCAACCCGAGAAAAUUUCUCGGCCAGUCCCCCUCAAAGAAGAUUCGGAGGUAGAGCCAGACUCGGACAACGGCGACGAUGAUGAUUUCGACAAUAUUAUCGAUGCGACGCCUGUGACGGAUAGAAUAGGCAUCAGGGCGAAGGAGAAGAGUAGGGCUCAAGAACCGCUUGCCAGUGCAGUCUUCUCCCGAACUGUCGGUGGUGCUCCGAAGAAAUGGUAG